Messenger RNA from Nicotiana attenuata, 540 nucleotides. RefSeq names its product polygalacturonase QRT3-like. The record is from RefSeq and is a predicted model, not a curated record. Lineage: Eukaryota; Viridiplantae; Streptophyta; Magnoliopsida; Solanales; Solanaceae. Gene Ontology annotation, molecular function: polygalacturonase activity. The transcript has 2 exons. The coding region runs from base 61 to 540 and encodes 159 amino acids.
UCUUUCUUCUCCUAGUGGUCAUCAUUACAUAAAGCCCUAAAUUUAUGCUUCGAAAAAAAGAUGCAGCCAUUUUCUUGUUUAUCAAUCUUGUUUUGUCUACUUAAUUUGGUUGUAAAAGAGGCAAAUGGCUCUCUUAGACAAUUGAAACUUUACGAAUUUCAAAAAGGACUUGAAGAGAAAUUCCCUUCUUAUUCCUCUUUCAUCUAUACCUCAUCACCUUCACCAUCUCCACAAGCUUCUGUUCCCAAUUACUCAAACGCCAAAAAGAGUGAAGGAAGGAUAAUUUAUCCAAUAGGGUAUGGUGCUGAUCCAACAGGGACACAAGAUAGCAGUGAAGCUAUAAAGAAGGCUAUUGGUGAUGCUUUCAAAUUGCAAAAUGGACUUGGAUUGCUACCUGGUAUUAGUGAUUUGGGUGGUGCUAUUAUUGAUUUCCAAGGUGGUAAUUACAGAAUUAACAGUCCUAUAGUAUUUCCUCCUGGCAUUGGCAAUAUUGUGGUAUGUGUUACUUCCCUCCCUUCUUUCCUUAUUAAAAGAUGUUAG